AUGGAUUUCUUUUCGGAAAUAAUAGGUGAAACCGUUAUUCUAGGAAUCGAUUCUCUUAUUUUAGGUUUCUGUGUAAAACAGCUGAGCAAAUGUAAACAUAUCUUAAAUGCCUUGCAGAAAUCUCCAGUUCUAGAUAUAGAUUCCUCAUUGAAUAAAGAGAUCAACAAAUAUCCAAACAACACAAUACCAUAUGUUGUUAUUAGAGGCCUUGUAAAGCCUCUGGGUAAUCCCAUUGUAAGCAAUUACAACAAUUCUGUGACAGGAGUUAUACAGAGAUUAACGAUAAAGGAGCAUGUUAUUGCAAGGACUUCUGCUGGAUUUUGGUCUGAUCAAACUCGCACCAUACAUGAAGUAUGUAACUCCACUCCAUUUGUGCUAAAUAAUGGAAAGUACAAUAUUGAAGUUGUGGAUGCACUGGCAGCUGAGCUAUUGGACCUGGACGUGAUUUCGGACAAAUUUGAGCCGAUGUCUCCGGGCGUCAUCGACCACGUGUGGGGUUUCUUCUCGGGCGUGAGACAACGGGGGCUUCAGACCAUGGAGGAGAUGCUGCGCGACGGCUCGUACAUCACAGCCAUCGGAGAACUGAGCAGGACGCAGUCGGGGGCGCUGAAAAUACAACCGCCCAGGGACGGACUCCCACUGUACCUCACCACCGCUACAAAGUCAAGUUUGCUGAAAAGGCUCGCCAGCUCAAGGGACUUCCUACGAAUCCUGCUGGUGGUGUUCGGCGCGGUCGCGGUGCUGGCGUCGGGCAGGGUGGCCUACAAGUACCUGCGCAGGCGCAGACGGCGCCAGCUCGAGGACUCCCUCAAGCGUCAGCUCGCAGCCGGACGCAAGGAGCGAAGGGCGCACGCGCGGGAGAAGAACCUCACCGACGUGCAGCUGUGCGUCGUCUGCUCGGAGAACCCCAAAGAGAUAAUCCUGCUGCCGUGUGGUCAUGUAUGUCUCUGUGAGGACUGCUCAGAUAACAUAAAAGACAACUGUCCUAUCUGUCGGGAACGGAUAGAAUCCAGAGCACCUGCCUUCAUCACU
Molecule: messenger RNA, 1032 nt
Organism: Iphiclides podalirius (scarce swallowtail)
Lineage: Eukaryota; Metazoa; Arthropoda; Insecta; Lepidoptera; Papilionidae
Source: the annotation of a GenBank genome assembly